AAUAAAGAGAAGAUGACGUUGUUUUUAUUGCUCCUUCUGCCAAGUAAAUUUCAAACGGACAGAUUAAGAGACACAAUUGAGUUUUCCCCUCUAGAGUUUACACAUCGAGAGCUUUACUCUUCGAAGGGAGUAGGGCAUAGGGAUGAUUACUUCGGAAUGGAACGCAGUGUCAGUCUGUGGUUGUGAUAGUACCGGAAGUGCGGAGCUGAGUGUGUGUGGAAGAAAAAACGACGCGUUCAGAGCUCUGUGUCGUUACAUCAGACCUUUUUGCUUUUAUAGAUGCCUGAGGCUCACGCGUGUGUUGUGUGUGUUUGUUGAGAGAGGCGGAACACCAGCAGCAGAUCCGCUGUUACUGCACAGCAUCACAGACACUGAGAUAAAGAUGAGCCACAAGCACAGUAAAUGAACAGUGUGACGGGAAUCUACCAGUGCCAUCAUGAAUUUGGUCCGUCUAGUGUGUCGUCAUAAGACAGCCCUGGCACUCAUUGUCCUCUUCCUGUUCGCCGUCGUCCUCCUUUUCCUCGCCAAAUGUACAUCUGAGACACUCAAGCCAGCCGAAUCCCCCGGGAUGGCACCACGGGCCGAGUCACGACAGAAGCACACAGAAGUUUCGCCUCGUAUCAAAGAGCUCUCAGCUUUUCUAGUUGUUCUCAUCACCACGGGCCCAAAGUACACAGAGCGUCGCAGUAUUAUCCGAAGCACCUGGCUGACUAAACAGGACCCUGAUGUUCUCUACUGGUUCGUCAUCGGCACCGAGGGUCUACCGGCUGAGGACCUACAGAACCUCGGAACCGAGCAGGUCCGUCACCAUGACCUCCUCCUGCUCCCUGACCUCCGGGACUCAUAUGAGAACCUCACGCAGAAGCUGCUUCACAUGUACUCCUGGUUGGACCGAAACGUGGACUUUAAAUUUGUCCUGAAGGCCGACGAUGACACUUUUGCACGCUUGGAUCUUCUCAAAGAGGAGUUGAAGACUAAAGAGCCCUCCCGUCUUUACUGGGGUUUCUUUUCUGGCCGUGGGAGAGUGAAAGCAGCCGGGAAGUGGAAGGAAAGCGCUUGGGAACUGUGUGAUUACUACCUACCCUAUGCUUUGGGUGGGGGUUACGUGCUUUCUUCUGAUCUUGUGCACUACGUAGGACUGAACGUGGGGUUUCUGAAGACGUGGCAGAGUGAGGACGUGUCAUUGGGGGCAUGGCUUGCCCCCGUGGACGUGAAACGGCUUCACGAUCCGCGCUUCGACACGGAGUAUAAGUCGCGCGGAUGCAGCAAUAAGUAUCUGGUCACUCACAAGCAGAGUUUAGAGGACAUGUUGGAGAAACAUCAGACGCUACAGAGGGACGGGCGUCUGUGCAAGGAGGAAGUCAAACUGAGGCUCUCUUAUAUUUACGACUGGAGCGUUCCACCUUCUCAGUGUUGCCAGCGGAAAGAUGGCAUCCCAUGACCCCCUCCAUCUUGUGCAUUUUCAGUCGCUAUUUAUUUAUUUAUUUAUUUAUUAUCAAUGUUGUGUUUGUUGACCUGCAAUAUUUUGAACCUUUUAAAAAGGCUGUUUUAACUUGGAGACAAUGUUGCAGAAUGGUACAGAAAAGCUGCUUUUUAUGGCUGCCUAGGCCCGAUUCACAUUUCGCAUCUAAAACCACGCGGAAAACGCGAGCCGAGCCCGUUUCUGUCUUCAAAUGACCCGCGGCUUUCCGAAAAGUUGAACUAUUUCCAUCUCGAUGCGGCGCCGACGCGCCUAGAAAAAUGUCUCUACAUUUAAAAUACCGAAUAUGCGCGCGGAAAAGACGCAAUAUGUGAAUCGGGCCUAAAGAGUCAGUUUACUUGUACAGAAAGUAAGAUUCUGGGUAAAGUGGUCUUCGUGAUCAAUAUUUUUGCUGUAUUCUCUACUUCGUUUUUUAUUAUUUUGUGUCCAUCAUCUAUUUCAUUGUACUUUUAUGAUUUCUAAAAGUCUUUGUAAUACAUUUGCAUUAAUAAGAAAUGUGAAUCCGAAAGGAAAGGGACACAUACUUCACACAAGCGGUUUAUUUACAGGAUAGACAAAAAGGGAAAGGGAAAGUUUACUAACCUGAGAUGGUAAACUCUGAAGACUGAUAACAUUUACAUGUCCAUGAGUCUUUAUCGCAGUGUUUCAUGUAUUGUACAUGUUUUUGUGACUGAAUUGAAAUUAUGUACCUCAAAAUGUUAUUAAAUGUUCCUUUUAUGUUGAUUCUACACUAUAUCCAUUUCUCUAUGUGACUCAUUAUUGCCGAGAAAUGUAUAGGCCUCAGAGAUGCUGACAGAUAUGAUUUGUUGCAUAAUUUGAAACGGCAACUUGAUCAAAAUACUGUAGAUAACACCAUAACAUACAACAUACCGACUACCAUAGUAGGAAAAAUUGCUUUGUAAAUUUCUUUGUUCUGUUGAACACAAAAGAAGAUAUUUUUAAGAAUGUUGAAAAGCAAACAGUUCUGGGGCACUUUUGACUACUAUUGUAUUUUUUCCUACUGUGGAAGUCAAUGACGGCCAAGAACUGUUUAGUUACAAGCAUUCUUCCAAAUAUCUUUCUCUGUGUUCACCAGAACAAAGACAUUUAUACAGAUUUGGAACAACUCAAGAGUGAGUAAAUGGUGACAGAAUUUGUAUUUUUGGGUGAAGUGUAAAAAUACUCAGAAUGAAUAAACAA
Messenger RNA from Triplophysa rosa, 2659 nucleotides. It is a transcript of the gene b3galt6, whose product is annotated as UDP-Gal:betaGal beta 1,3-galactosyltransferase polypeptide 6. Gene Ontology annotation, cellular component: membrane. The record is from RefSeq and is a predicted model, not a curated record. The coding region runs from base 437 to 1441 and encodes 334 amino acids. The transcript is spliced from 2 exons. Gene Ontology annotation, molecular function: UDP-galactosyltransferase activity. NCBI's taxonomy places the organism in Eukaryota, Metazoa, Chordata, Actinopteri, Cypriniformes, Nemacheilidae. Gene Ontology annotation, biological process: glycosaminoglycan biosynthetic process.